AAUUGCACCAAACCCACUGAUUCUUCCCCUGUGACUUCUCCAAGAGGCCAUGGGACCACUCAGCCCAAGGAAGGUGUCCCACAGAGUGCGUGGAGCCGCAACACAAGGCCAGCUCUCCUACAUGGUUCGCUUCAGUGGCCAAAGACAUGUGCUUCACAUGAGAGUCAAGAAGAGCUUGCUGCCCAGGCAUUUUCCUGUUAUCACCGAUAAUGACCAAGGCGCCGUGCAGGAGGACUACCCUUUUAUCCCCCGAGACUGUUACUACUUUAGCUACCUGGAAGGGGUUCCUGGGUCCAUGGGCACACUGGACACCUGCUAUGGGGGUCUGCGUGGCAUGCUGCAGGUGGAUGACUUCACUUACGAAAUCAAACCACUGGAGGCUUCUUCCAAAUUCGAGCAUUUGAUUUCUCAGCUUGUGUCGCAAAAAACACCAGCAGAGGAUGCAAAAUGUAAGAUUGAAAGGAAAGAUACAAAUCAAGAAGAUGAGGAGGCGAUGAUUGCUGAGAUGCCUAGAGCAGCUCCUGUGUAUUUGUGGUGGCCGCAUAGGAAAUACUUAAAAAUUCACUACACAGUUUCUAACUCAUUAGUUGUUCAGAACCCUAAUCAUACACGACAUAAAAUCGCUGGAUCCUCAUAUUAUAGCAGCCAUGAAGGAAUAUGCAACCCCAAUUGGGGAGCAUCGUUUGUAUUUGUUUCAAAUUAUCACAUAUUUUUAGCUUCAACUGUUGCAGCACAUGCAAUAGGUCAUGUUAUGGGCUGUGUACACGAUGGUCCAGGUUGUCACUGUUUUCGAAGAAAUCACUGCAUCAUGGCUCCUGAGCCUGGUCUUCUAGAUAUGAUGAGCAAUUGUACAUACAGCAAACUGCAUCAACGGGUUUCUAUGUGGGAUCCUUGUUUGAGUAUACCAAACGUACCAUACAGUAAUUUUCCUUAUGUAGCUCCUCGCUGUGGUGACAAGAUCAUAAAUCAGAGGGAAGAAUGUGACUGUGGCACCUUAAAAGACUGUGCUAGGGAUCCGUGUUGUCAGAACCAUUGUGUCCUCACCAAUGGCAGUGAUUGCAGUGAAGGAAGUUGCUGCUUUAAGUGUAAAUAUGCUCAACCUGGAACUCUUUGCAGAGAUACUCUUGGUAUUUGUGAUCUACCAGAAUACUGUAAUGGGACAACGCAUGUUUGUCCAGCUGACACUUAUAUCCAGGAUGGAACCCCAUGUUCACCAUUAGCUGUUUGUAUGAAGGGGAACUGUAGUGACCGUGAUAUGCAGUGUCAAGCCCUCUUUGGCUAUAAAGUAAAAGAUGCUGCAGCAGCAUGCUAUAAAACAUUGAAUAUCAUAGGUGACCGAUUUGGGAACUGUGGUGUGAGGUUACUUCAAGGAGGAGGAAACCCUGUAAAAUGUGAACAAGAUGAUGUUCUGUGUGGAAUGCUGCACUGUGCUAACGUGAAGGAACUUCCUGGUGGUGGGGAGCACACUACCUUUCAUCAUAUGGUAGUACAAGAUAUUAAACCAGAAAGCUGCUUUGGGUACGAUGCCCACUUUGGGACAGACUCACCGGAAAUGGGGCUUGUAGUGGAUGGUGCAUCAUGUGGCCCAGGAUCAUACUGUAAGGACCAAAAUUGUACUUUUUUUCAAGACUUGGGUUUUGACUGUGAUGUCAAGAUGUGCAAUUACAGAGGGGUAUGCAACAACCAAAGACAUUGUCACUGUCAGCAAGGUUGGAAACCACCAAAUUGUAGCGAGAGAGGACCAGGUGGCAGUGUAGAUAGUGGGCCCCCACCUGACAGAGAAAUAGGUAUUCGAGCCAGGCUACUAACGAAUAUAAACAGAGGAACAGCUCUACUGCUUCUUCGUCUUUUCCUUCUUUUGCUUUCAGCAGUUAUAGGUGCCUUUUACUAUGUAAAAGAUAUUAUGGAAAACGAAAACUAA
This is a messenger RNA of Mesoplodon densirostris (Blainville's beaked whale), 1921 nucleotides long. Its product is annotated as disintegrin and metalloproteinase domain-containing protein 21-like. The transcript has 3 exons. The record is from RefSeq and is a predicted model, not a curated record. Gene Ontology annotation, molecular function: metalloendopeptidase activity. Gene Ontology annotation, cellular component: plasma membrane; external side of plasma membrane; sperm head plasma membrane. The coding region runs from base 50 to 1921 and encodes 623 amino acids. Gene Ontology annotation, biological process: proteolysis; male gonad development. NCBI's taxonomy places the organism in Eukaryota, Metazoa, Chordata, Mammalia, Artiodactyla, Ziphiidae.